AAAUUCACAAUCGGAAAUUAAAGACCCACAAGUUUAUGCUCAUAUCUUUUCGAUCAUUUAUUUUUGUGUACCUACAACUUGGGGAUUUAAUUGUCCAGAAUGCAUGCAGAUGCAGGAGAACUAGGUCUGUUUAUUCCUAAACUGAUCAGGCUGCAGAUGCAAUCGUCAUAUGUAAUUUUAGUGAUUUUCUUGUGCAAUAUUAUUAGUAUGAGUAACGUUACUGAGGCAGCCGCAACAGUCAAGCUACCGGAGAAUGUGACUAUCCCGGCUGUUAUUGUAUUCGGAGAUUCAAUUGUUGAUACCGGCAACAACAACAAAAACUUCGUGACAUUUGCACGCUGCAAUUUCUUACCCUAUGGAAAAGACCUCAAGGGAGGAAUGCCAACCGGCAGAUAUUCCAAUGGAAAGGUUCCCUCAGACUUCAUAGUGGAAGCAUUCGGAAUCAAGGAGCUGUUGCCGGCAUAUUUGGAUCCAACCCUGCAGCCUAAUGACCUCCUUACCGGUGUUGUCAUAGCUAACGGUGCUGCAGGUUAUGAUCCAUUGACAGCAAAACUCGGGGUAGUUGCAUCGCUAUCCGACCAAAUGAAACAGUUCAAGGAGUACAUAGAAAAGCUGAAAGGAAUUGUUGGAGAGGAGAAAACAAACUUCAUUAUAAAAAACAGUCUGAUUUUUGUGGUAGCCGGCAGUAACGAUAUUUCUAAUACCUAUUUUCUUACCGGUGCUAGGAGAUUGGAGUAUGACGUUCCUUCUUACACCGACUUCAUGCUCAAACAUGCCUCUGAUUUCGUCAAGGACUUGUAUGGAUUGGGGGUACGAAGAAUAGGUGUACUAAGUGCACCACCUAUCGGAUGUGUACCAUCUCAACGAACGGUAAAUGGAGGCAUAGAAAGAGAUUGUGACGAAAGACAAAACCAAGCAUGUCAGCUGUUCAAUUCCAAGCUCAAUGUGGAGAUGGAUCGCCUUAACAAAAUCCUACCAAACUCGAGAGUGGUCUACAUUGACAUCUAUAAUCCGCUACUCGAUAUCAUAAAAAAUCCCGCUAAAUACGGGUUUGAAGUUGCGAAUAAAGGGUGUUGUGGUACUGGCCUUAUUGAAGUAACAAAACUGUGCAAUCAGCUCCAACAGGUCUGCACAGAUGACUCUAACUAUGUUUUCUGGGACAGCUACCAUCCAACCGAAACAGCGUACAAGAUCAUUGUGAAGCAGAUGCUCGACAAUUAUUCCAGCCGCUUCUUCUAAGCAAGGAUCCCAACGGCGAUGAUUGUUGAAGCUAGGAAUAAUGAAAGACGUAGUGGCGGGAGAAAGAGAGAGGGAAGAUUCCCCGACAAGCUCAACCAUCCACAGUCUCUCUUCUACUUCGACUGAUUCUCGCCCGGAUUCACCGCUCGAGGUCUGAUUCGAUCGUCGUGUCAAGGUUGAAGAGGUCCGAACCUGGCUUUCUUAUGAAAUUGUAAAUUUAGUUAAUUAACUUUAUAUGCCAUGUGCGACCUGUCAUCAAAUAAAAAAGAUUAACAAUUAAUUGACAAAUAGAGAAAAAGGGAUUCUCGUUCUUGUUCUAAUUCAUUCUAUGAUGUGCGGAAGCGUUGGCUUUGCAGGCUGGUUGUGAGUUGGGUCUCUAUUUGAAUCUGACUCGUGGUGGUUGAAUCUGAUUCUCAAAGGAACUAUUUCAUGUAUGCGGGGUUCAAUCUUUGAGGGCAGAUGGGAGGCUUGUCUAUUUUAGAGUAGUGUUUGAAGCUUGGGGAGGCCUUUCAGGGCUGUCGUUGAUCUUGGGUUCCAAGAUCAGCAAAUGUAGCAGCGGAUCAUUUAGCGUCGCGCAGAUGUGUGAUGUGUCUUGGGUCGAACGACCCCAUCUUCUCUAGUGCAUGUUUUGAAUAAGGAUGAUUUACCUUGCCCGGCUUAAUUUUGUGUGGGAGGUGCAAGGGGGGACACAUUGAGCUUACUAGAGUGUCGGCUCUUCUACCCCCUGUUCUUCCGGUCUGUUUUUUGGUUGGUUGCUUGUGUUUUGGCUUUCGUUGUACUGUUGGGCUUCUCUUGCCUGAUUUUAAUUAUUAUUUUAAAA
Molecule: messenger RNA, 2059 nt
Organism: Malus domestica (apple)
Lineage: Eukaryota; Viridiplantae; Streptophyta; Magnoliopsida; Rosales; Rosaceae
Product: GDSL esterase/lipase EXL3-like
Biological process (GO): lipid metabolic process
Cellular component (GO): extracellular region
Molecular function (GO): lipase activity
Source: RefSeq, a predicted model, not a curated record